This is a messenger RNA of Micromonas commoda, 1243 nucleotides long. RefSeq lists its product with no specific name. NCBI's taxonomy places the organism in Eukaryota, Viridiplantae, Chlorophyta, Mamiellophyceae, Mamiellales, Mamiellaceae. The transcript has 2 exons. The record is from RefSeq and is a predicted model, not a curated record. Bases 3 to 1184 code for a protein of 393 amino acids. Gene Ontology annotation, cellular component: Golgi apparatus; endoplasmic reticulum. Gene Ontology annotation, biological process: protein targeting to membrane; peptidyl-L-cysteine S-palmitoylation. Gene Ontology annotation, molecular function: protein-cysteine S-palmitoyltransferase activity.
CCAUGCCCCCGCCGAGAAAGUUUCGACCCCGCGAGCCCGCCGUGCUCGUGUCGCAGACCGCGGGGUGCUUCUGGUGGCGCGAGGAAGUCCGUCGCAAGCACGGCUCCACGCCUUGGAUACCCAAGAUAUUCUGGGUGUUCUUCCACGUCCUGUUCAUCGUCCUGCUGUUUCAGUUCGACAACGACAUGACGGACGGGGGCGCCGGGUACCAGACCGGAUUCGCCUUUGCGUGCCUCCUCAACCUCUACGCCUUCCUCUGCGUCGCCAACUCCAACCCCGGGUACGUCAGCGAGCAAGAGCGGUGCCCGGAGGACCAGGAGGACGUCUACAGGGAGCAGGACAGGAUCAGGCGCGAGCGCAUCGCGGCACGCGUGAAGGCAAAGAGGGAGCGCGAGAGACACGCGGCGGAGGCGGAGGAUGUCGCGGAGGACGACGAGGGGGGCGACGACGCCGAGCUCCCGGACCUCGAGAGCGGCGGCGGCGACCGAACCACCGACCGAACGACCUCCCCUCGCGGCGAGGACGAGGGAACCGGGGGGCUGUUGGGCGCCCCGGGCGGCGCGAGCAACUCCAGCGACCUCGCGACCUCGUCGAGUUUCGUCGGCGCCGACAACGACGAACCCCCGGUGGGCCAGUACUGCAAACACUGCAAGGCGUGGCAGGGGUUGCGCACGAAGCACUGCCACGACUGCGGCAGGUGCGUGCGCCGGUUCGAUCACCACUGCUUCUGGGUGGGAACGUGCGUCGGGGAGAAGAAUCACGCGCGGUUCGUGUGGUACCUCGUCGCGCAAACCGCGCUCAUCGUCUGGGCGUUUCACGUCAGCAACAGCGGAUGGAAGUACGCGGAUACGUUCCACGAGCUGUUCGAGAUCAACGCCGGGCCGGUGUGCAUGUCCAUCGCGCUCUUCAUCUUCGCCCUGUUCGUCGGUUCGCUGCUGGGCUUCCACGUGUACCUCAUCGUCACCAACCAGACGACGUGGGAGGUUAGCUCGAGGGACAAGAUCAGCUACCUGGCGGGGGUGCCCCACAACGUGUACGCGUUUUCGCGCGGGCCGAUGCGGGACGCCAGGGAGUUUUGCUGCUCGCCCCCGCCGCCCAGGUACACGCUGCGAUCGUUCGAGUGGAUGAGGGAGUGGUCCAGGACGGAGACCAUCUGGGAGAACAAGUACUACGUGUGUUGUUAGCGGCGCGCGCGGAGGGGCUCACAUGUAACCUUGUAAUACCGGGAAGAAACCAGCUAUUG